GGAAACAAAACUGUUGCACUCCAUAAAAUAAAUUUCCCACGUUAGUAACAAAACCUGUCAAGCUACUUAUAUAGUUACUGCUAACGUUACACUCAGAUCGCACAAAGUGGAAUAAUAAUACCACUGCGAGUAAGAAGUGUAGGACCCCAACAUUUGCGGAUUUUACCAUUUCUGUCUUCUAUCGCUAGCUGCACGAAACAGUGGGGGUUCACAAUCAUGCAAGCCUAUAACACAAAACUUGCUGAGCGGAACGAUGAACCACCUGGAUACUAUGAGUACCAUGGAUACACAACUGAUUUCUAUAAUGCUUCGACAUCUGGACAUUCCGAACAACCUGGGUAUCUACCAUCAACAGCAUAUACACCACACUCCGAAUAUCCACCACCACCAGCAUAUACACCACAACCCGAAAAUACACCACUAUCCGAAUAUCCACCACAGUCCGGAUGUCCACUACAAACGGGUUAUCCACCACUACCUGGAUACCCGUCAGAACCAUCACCUGUCCUACAACAACCAUCACAACAACAACAACAGCAACAACUACAAAGACAACAACAGCAAGAGUCUGAUACUACAGAAGACCAACUAAAAGAAUCUGUAAUUAACAUAAGACGAACAAUUAUUGCUACUCUUUUCUGUUGUUUUCCAUCAGGUAUUGUUGCUCUUGUUAGUGCAGUUAAAGCAUACAAAAUGGCCAAAAAUGGAAAUUUAGAAGGUGCAACCCGCGCAAACAAUACUGCAAAACAAUUCAUCAAACUAUCACAUUUUGCUGCUUUUCUUGCGUAUAUUUUGUAUGUGAUUUUAAUCCUCAUUAACUUUACUUAA
Messenger RNA from Octopus sinensis (East Asian common octopus), 828 nucleotides. Its product is annotated as serine/threonine-protein kinase atg1-like. The coding region runs from base 217 to 828 and encodes 203 amino acids. Gene Ontology annotation, cellular component: membrane. The record is from RefSeq and is a predicted model, not a curated record. Lineage: Eukaryota; Metazoa; Mollusca; Cephalopoda; Octopoda; Octopodidae. The transcript has 4 exons.